Molecule: messenger RNA, 1189 nt
Organism: Rhipicephalus sanguineus (brown dog tick)
Lineage: Eukaryota; Metazoa; Arthropoda; Arachnida; Ixodida; Ixodidae
Exons: 3
Coding region: 43-1164 (373 amino acids)
Source: RefSeq, a predicted model, not a curated record
GAUUGGCGCUAUGGGCUGGUUCGAGCGGCAUGCUCGCCAUCCAUGAAGAGCGGUGUCUACGUCGUGUCCGCGUGGUUUGACCGAGUCACAGGAAGCAUCGCCGGAGCUCAUUGUGAAUGCGUUGCAGGACUGAGCGAAACAUGUCAACACGUGGCUGGACUGCUGUUUGCUGCUGUGGAAGCGGGACCAAAGGGGCCAGGCGAGCAAGCUUCGCGCACAGACUUCCUGUGCAAGUGGAUUGUUCCAGGAGAAGCAAAGAAGAAGCCAGCACCGAGGCUGCCAUUGGAGGACAUUUCUUUCCGAAAGCAUCUAAUCAACAAGCCUGCACGGUCCAAGGUGAAGCGAAACUACAGCCCUUCAAAGCCAAAGACAACGCCGAGUGAAGAUACAAUGUCAUUCAAAAAAAGACUUGCCAGUGCUUGCCGAACACUGCAGGCACUGCGUUACAUAUGUCCGUCAGUUGAAGUGGUCCCAAAGGACAUUGAAGAAAAAAGUAUAAUUGGUGACAGUGUUCACCAGCGGAGCGAUAUAGCUAAUGAAGAAAUGAACAGCUACUUAAAGUCGCUCGCAGCUCUCAGUGAGGAGGAGAGAGUGAAAGUUUGUAAGGAGAGUAUUGGUCAGGCCGAAAACAAACACUGGCAUCAAGCGCGCACUAUCCUAAUUAGAGCAUCGUUACUUAAGCGAGCAUGCCGGUGUACAAAGCCUGAGGGGCUGUUGAAAAGCAUUCGGUACCCAUGUGAAAAUGCUAAAUCUGAGGCAAUUGCGUGCGGAAGAGCGCAUGAAAAAGAUGCCGUUGCAAUUUACGAGUUACUCAAGAAAUGCACAGACGAUGAUGUCGCUGUCGAAGAGACUGGUCUGCAUAUACACAAGUACAUGCCAUUGCUAGGAGCGUCGCCAGACAGGGUUGUAACCAUCAAUGGUGUGCAAGGCUUGCUCGAAGUCAAGUGCCCCCUAUCUAAGAGAGGGCUCACUGCUUACGAAGCAUGUGCAGAUAGAAACUUCUGCUGCAAGUUAGAAGAUGGUGAAGUGGUCCUUAAGAAGGACCAUGCUUAUUUUUAUCAGGUACAGGGCCAGAUGGCCGUUAGUGAGCACACAUGGUGCGACUACGUGAUAUGGACAGAGAGUGAGAAGCCAGGUAAACUGGACAACAUUCAUGUGCAAUGAAUUUAUUUUGAUGAGCACAUCUUGG